Vigna radiata var. radiata (mung bean) is the source of this 1371-nucleotide messenger RNA. Its product is annotated as monooxygenase 2-like. Gene Ontology annotation, molecular function: FAD binding. The record is from RefSeq and is a predicted model, not a curated record. The transcript is spliced from 6 exons. Lineage: Eukaryota; Viridiplantae; Streptophyta; Magnoliopsida; Fabales; Fabaceae. Bases 38 to 1279 code for a protein of 413 amino acids.
UAUAUAAGGGAAUUCAGCCACACAAAACACUGUAACAAUGGAAAGAGAGUUAGUUGAAGAUAUUGUGAUUGUGGGGGCUGGAAUUGCUGGCCUCACAACAUCCUUAGGACUUCAGAGGUUGGGUAUCCCAAGUUUGGUGUUGGAAUCCUCGGACACUUUGAGGGUCACUGGCUUUGCUUUGUCCAUAUGGCAAAAUGCUUGGAAGGCUUUGGAUGCUGUCGGUGUUGGAGACAUCCUCCGCCGCCAACAUCUUCAGCUCAAUGGAAUUGUCACCACUUCAUUGGUUACAGGUCAACAAACAGCAGCCAUGCCUUUCAGAGAAACAAGAAAUCGGAAAGAUAUUGAAAUUCGUUGUGUUAAAAGGAAGUCAUUGUUGGAAGCCCUUGUUAAUGAGCUUCCAAGAGGCACCAUCAGAUAUUCGUCAAAAGUUGUUGGUAUUGAGGAAUCUGGCUUCUAUAAGAUAAUCCAUCUAGCUGAUGGGACAACCAUAAAAGCCAAGGUGUUGAUUGGGUGUGAUGGAGUGAACUCCUUGGUGGCAAAGUGGCUAGGCUUCAAGGAGGCCUCUUUUACUGGGAGAUAUUCAAUCAGGGGUUUUGCAGAGUUCAAGACCAACCAUGGGUUUGAGCCCAGGUUCAUGCGGUUUUCUGGCAAAGGUAUUCGAGCUGGUGCUGUUCCUUGUAAUGAAAAGGCGGUCUACUGGUUUUUCACUUGGAUACCCACCAGCCAAGAGAAAGAGCUAGAAGAGAACCCUGCUAAACUGAAACAAUACGUGUUAGAAAAGCUUGAGAACAUGCCAAGUGAUGUUAGAGAUUUCAUAGAAAAAACGGAAGUAGAUAGUUUUUUAUCAUCUCCAUUGCGAUAUAGACAUCCCUGGGAUCUGAUGUUGGGGAACAUUUCUAAGGGCAAUGCUUGUGUUGGUGGAGAUGCUUUCCAUCCCAUGACUCCUGAUCUUGGGCAGGGAGCAUGUUGUGCUUUGGAGGAUGGGAUUGUUUUGGCCAGAUGCUUAGCGGAGGCCUUUUCCGAAGAACCAGGAAGAGGUGCCAAAGAGAAAGACGCAGGGGUGCAUUAUAAAAAGAUUGAGGAAAGCUUGAAAAAGUAUGCAAAGGAGAGAAGAUGGAGAAGCAUUGAUGUCACUGCCACGGCUUAUAUGGUGGGUUCUAUUCAGCAGGCUGAGUCCAAAUUGGUUACUUUUUUGAGGGAAAACAUCUUGGCCACAUUCUUAGUUAGGCAAUAUUUCAAUAAGUCAAGUUAUGAUUGUGGAAAAAUAUAUAGCUCCUAGCGACGCAAUUACCUUGUAAAAUGAUUGGUAGCAGGGAACCUAAUAGAUGAGUAACUUUUUUAUAAAUAUAAAAAGUUUAUUUUCUUUAAUCA